GGGAGGAGAAAGAGGUUUGAGGGGCCGGGCGGAUCCCCUCUUUCCCCAAUGUGAGUAGUUUCCGAACCCCCCGUCCGGCAAAGGCUGUCCAGAGAGGUGGAGCCGGUGGCCAGGCCGAGAACAUGAGGCAGUGUCUCUUCUUCCUGACCAGCUUGGUUCCUUUCGUGCUGGCACCGCGACCUCCGGACGACCCAGGCUUCGGCUCCCAUCAGCGACUUGAGAAGCUUGAUUCUUUGCUCUCAGACUAUGAUAUCCUCUCCUUAUCUAAUAUCCAGCAGCACUCGGUAAGAAAAAGGGAUCUACAGGCCUCGACACAUUUAGAAACACUACUAACUUUUUCAGCUUUGAAAAGGCAUUUUAAAUUAUACCUGACAUCCAGUACUGAACGCUUUUCACAAAAUUUCAAAGUUGUGGUGGUGGAUGGCAAAGAUGAAAGCCAGUACACUGUAAAAUGGCAGGACUUCUUCAGUGGACAUGUGGUUGGUGAGCCUGACUCUAGGGUUCUAGCCCAUAUAGGAGAUGAUGAUGUUACAAUAAGAAUCAACACAGAUGGGACAGAAUAUAACAUAGAGCCACUUUGGAGAUUUGUUAAUGAUACCAAAGACAAAAGAAUGUUAGUGUAUAAGUCUGAAGAUAUCAAGAAUGUUUCACGUUUGGAGUCUCCAAAAGUGUGUGGUUAUUUAAAAGUGGAUAAUGAAGAGUUGAUUCCAAAAGGGCUAUUAGACAGAGAGCCCCCUGAAGAGCUUGUUCAUCGGGUGAAGAGAAGAGCUGAUCCAAAUCCCAUGAAGAACACAUGUAAAUUAUUGGUGGUAGCAGAUCAUCGCUUUUAUAAAUACAUGGGCAGAGGGGAAGAGAGUACAACUACAAAUUACUUAAUAGAGCUCAUUGACAGGGUCGAUGACAUCUAUCGGAACACUUCCUGGGACAACGCGGGGUUCAAAGGCUAUGGGAUACAGAUAGAGCAGAUUCGCAUUCUCAAGUCUCCACAAGAGGUAAAACCUGGUGAAAGGCACUAUAAUAUGGCAAAAAGUUACCCAAAUGAAGAAAAGGAUGCUUGGGAUGUGAAGAUGUUGCUAGAGCAAUUUAGCUUUGAUAUAGCUGAGGAAGCAUCUAAAGUCUGCCUGGCACAUCUUUUCACAUAUCAAGAUUUUGAUAUGGGAACUCUUGGACUAGCUUACGUUGGUUCUCCCAGAGCAAACAGUCAUGGAGGUGUUUGUCCAAAGGCUUAUUAUAGUCCAGUUGGGAAGAAAAAUAUCUAUUUGAAUAGUGGUUUGACCAGCACAAAGAAUUACGGUAAAACCAUCCUUACAAAGGAAGCUGACCUGGUUACAACUCAUGAAUUGGGACACAAUUUUGGAGCAGAACAUGAUCCGGAUGGUCUAGCAGAAUGUGCCCCAAAUGAGGACCAGGGAGGAAAAUACGUCAUGUAUCCCAUAGCCGUGAGUGGCGAUCAUGAAAACAAUAAGAUGUUUUCAAACUGCAGUAAACAGUCAAUCUAUAAGACCAUUGAAAGUAAGGCCCAGGAAUGUUUUCAAGAACGCAGCAACAAGGUGUGUGGGAAUUCGAGGGUGGACGAAGGAGAAGAGUGUGAUCCUGGCAUCAUGUACCUGAACAACGACACCUGCUGCAACAGCGACUGCACAUUGAAGCAGGGUGUCCAGUGCAGAACUAGUGGACCUGCGACUCACUGCGCUAAUUGGUGUUUGCUUCCAGGUAACAGCAGUGAGUGUCCCCCUCCAGGAAAUGCUGAAGAUGACACCGUUUGCUUGGAUCUGGGCAAGUGUAAAGAUGGGAAGUGCAUCCCCUUCUGUGAGAGGGAGCAGCAGCUGGAGUCCUGUGCAUGUAACGAGACUGACAACUCGUGCAAGGUGUGCUGCAGGGACCUUUCUGGCCGGUGUGUGCCCUAUGUUGAUGCUGAACAAAAGAACUUAUUUUUGAGGAAAGGAAAGCCCUGUACAGUAGGAUUUUGUGACAUGAACGGCAAAUGCGAGAAACGAGUACAGGAUGUAAUUGAGCGAUUUUGGGAUUUCAUUGACCAGCUGAGCAUCAAUACUUUUGGGAAGUUUUUAGCAGACAACAUCGUAGGGUCCGUCCUGGUUUUCUCCCUGAUAUUUUGGAUUCCUUUCAGCAUUCUUGUCCAUUGUGUGGAUAAGAAAUUGGAUAAGCAAUAUGAAUCUCUGUCGCUAUUUCACCCCAGUAAUGUCGAAAUGCUAAGCAGCAUGGACUCAGCAUCGGUUCGCAUCCUCAAACCCCUUCCUGCACCCCAGACUCCGGGCCGCCUGCAGGCCUCCCCCGUGAUCCCCUCAGUGCCUGUGGCUCCGAAGCUGGACCACCAGAGAAUGGACACCAUUCAGGAGGACCCCAGCACAGACUCCCAUGUGGACGAGGACGGCUUCGAGAAGGACCCCUUCCCGAAUAGCGGCACGGCUGCCAAGUCGUUUGAGGAUCUCACAGACCACCCGGUCACCAGAAGUGAAAAGGCCACCUCCUUUAAACUGCAGCGUCAGAAUCGUGUUGACAGCAAAGAAACGGAGUGCUAGUUUAGGGCUUCAUGUUCUAAGCUCUUUGACUUAAGUGUACAAAAUAUUUUUAUAGAUCUCACCUAAAAUCACAGCGUAUGUUUUGUGAAGAUUUGGGAGAAAUGAGGAAGUGACUUAACAGCAGAUGCUGGUCAUGUGUUUGAACUUCCUGCAUGUAAAUAUGUGUGCUUAGGCCCUUUUCCUUUUGAAGAGGUAAGGUGAAUCCAGCUUAUUUUGAGGCUUUCAGGUUUUAGUUUUUGUGAAUUUUAAAAUAUCCUUUGACCUGUGGUGCAGAAGCAGAAAAUACAGGUGGAUUAGGUUAUAAAUAUUUACGUUUUUGUAAAUUAACCUUUUAUAUUGAUAACAGCACUGAUGAGGGAGAUGAUCAGUUUUUUUUUAUACACUGUAAUUGAUCCGCUGAAUAUAAUGAGGCAUUUAGCAGUUAUUUGUGAGGGCAACUGGAAAACAGAAUAGAUUUUUUUGCCUUCAGGUAGAGACAAAGGAGAUAGACCUAGUUUUACAAUGUCUCUAAAAUGUGGGUCUAUUUCUGGUUAUUACCCAGAGCUUUAAUUAUACAUCUGAAGUUAGAAAUCAUUCGCGUUAAUAUGCUUCUUCAUAAUUCUGAGCCUAAUACUUCUAGAAUUAAAACAAUCUAGCUUAUGGUGAGGGUUACAAAUAGUAGCCUGUUGAAGUUAUGGAAUCCUGCCAGCUAUUUAGGGCCCUGAUGUGCUGGUAAGUUUUUCUGUGUUUUAGAAGUAUCUUCAUGUAGCCCUAACACUGUUACUGUGCUCUUGAAAAAUUCACUGUCUACAAAUCUAAACUACUUGAAAAUACAAUUAGAGCAUGGUUGCCUGUUUUCAAACACUAGUGGAUAGGAGGGUGAGAUAUUUCUUACCAGGAGAACAUAGGCUGGGGCCUGUCCCUACAAGAACAGAUGCUUCAGAAACCCUUUUGAUUGACCCACGAGUGGAUAUUUGAAUUACUUCUUGCUUUAGUGAUUCUGGAUGAUCUGCAUUUACCAUGUGAAGGAUAAAAAUCAUUAGCCUGACUUCUGUUUUCCAUAAAAUUAGUUAAGUUUUUUUCCCCUUAAAAACUGAAAUGUCCUCACCAGCCAACACAUUUUAACUGAGAUAACUUGUAAACUUUGAGGGUAAUUAACCAAACCUGUGACAAAUCAUGCCUUUUUUUUCCCCCUCUAAGGACGUUUGUUACGCAGAUACUUGUUACACUAAUACUUGAACUUUGUACCUUAUUGGUAUUUGCUAUCUUUUAACUAGUCACAUUAUUAUAUUUUAGUUACACUUUCAGAAUUUGAUAUGAGGUGAGUGAGGGUGUGGG
Molecule: messenger RNA, 3857 nt
Organism: Propithecus coquereli (Coquerel's sifaka)
Lineage: Eukaryota; Metazoa; Chordata; Mammalia; Primates; Indriidae
Gene: ADAM17
Product: ADAM metallopeptidase domain 17
Exons: 18
Coding region: 123-2540 (805 amino acids)
Biological process (GO): Notch signaling pathway; membrane protein ectodomain proteolysis
Cellular component (GO): plasma membrane
Molecular function (GO): metalloendopeptidase activity
Source: RefSeq, a predicted model, not a curated record